This is a messenger RNA of Hypoxylon fragiforme, 1230 nucleotides long. RefSeq lists its product as uncharacterized. Lineage: Eukaryota; Fungi; Ascomycota; Sordariomycetes; Xylariales; Hypoxylaceae. Gene Ontology annotation, biological process: proteasome regulatory particle assembly. The transcript is spliced from 5 exons. Bases 267 to 962 code for a protein of 231 amino acids. Gene Ontology annotation, molecular function: protein binding. Gene Ontology annotation, cellular component: nucleus; cytoplasm. The record is from RefSeq and is a predicted model, not a curated record.
CGCAAAGAUUAAAAUGUGGAUCUUACAUAAAGGUGCAUGGGCAAGCAAGCCCGGAGACAUAUGUACAUACAGUAAGUUACAUAAGCAAGUUAACUGUUACAUACCUCAUAGCGGGGAACCAUCUGCAAUCAUUGGUUAACCCCUCCAUCUUUUCGGGGACGCGUUAUCUGCGCAAGCCUAAACUUGACUCUUUAUUCUCUUCACUUUACUUUACUUUACCUCACUUCAACUCCAGCCUUUCUAACAAGCGAACCUUUUUCUAGAGCAUGAAAAGAAUGGAUAACAUCCACGCACCUACCGUUCCGGCGGGUCCCUCUUCCCGACCCCUUACAAAUGGGAAUGCGAAGCAUCUCUCCUUUGCUGAACUUCAGUCCAAGAAAGAGAAUUUGGAGGCUGAGCUGAAGGCCCUAGGCGGCGUUCUCGACUCGCAUGGAGUUAAUAUGGAAACGCCUCUGACUACUCCGGAUGGGUUCCCUCGAGCAGAUAUUGAUGUUGCGCAAAUACGUACUACCCGGUCGCGGAUUAUUCAUCUUAAGAACGACUAUAAAGACCUCAUGAACAUCAUAGAGAAACACCUCCACGAGCAUUUUUUAAGCAUACAAGAAGCUGAUGAUGUUGGCCCUACAUCAACAAGCAACCCUGCCAUAUUUGGCGAUUCGAUUCCAGCGACCUUGGAAGAAUCUUUUGCCAAGGUCAACAGCAUCGUCCCAGGUAGUCCGGCGGAGUCUGCAGGUUUGAAGCCUGGUGAUGAAAUCCGCAAUUUUGGAUACGUGAACAAGAGUAAUCACGAUGGGCUCAAAAAAGUUGCAGAGUGUGUUCAGGGGAACGAAGGUCAACGAAUCCUCGUCAAAAUAUCUCGCAGAACCGAGUCGAGUCAAAGACAAGAGCUCCAGUUGAACUUGACCCCACGCAGGAAUUGGGGAGGCAGAGGAUUAUUAGGAUGCCAUAUCCUCCCACUCUAGCGGAAUAUCACUCAGUCAUCCGAGGACGCAGGAACACCUGAUCCUUGACGCAGGUGUUUAUGUUCAAGCCCAUGUAAAGGGGUUGACUUCUUUAGUCACUUCGGGUAGAACUAAGGUGCCAUCUAGAUGAGUUGAUGGAAUCGAUGAUUUAUUGAUCACGAUCCACAUAUAAGUCCCUUUUGUACUUCCGCGAGAAGCCAGGCAGUCGUUUAUGUUUAUCCAUUCGGCAUUGCUAAACAGCUUUCCAAGAAUCAAGCUUAGAACCUAU